Striga asiatica is the source of this 657-nucleotide messenger RNA. The record is from the annotation of a GenBank genome assembly. NCBI's taxonomy places the organism in Eukaryota, Viridiplantae, Streptophyta, Magnoliopsida, Lamiales, Orobanchaceae.
AAAGAAACCCAAUCCAUUAAAAGAAUCAAGAAUAUUCAACCAAACCUACCUUCUUUUGUUUCGGCCACCCCUGUCAGAAAAUCACUACUUAUCCACGUCAGCAGCAGCCACAACCCGCAUUUCACGGGCCGCCUUCGGGCCCUCACCACCAUUCCUCCUCCAGAAAGCCCGCCUCCACCAAACCUCAAACCCCCUCUGUAUAUUCGGGCAGUCCUCCCCCGAAUUCAAGAACCGGUCAAACCACGACAUCAUGAUCUCCUGCUGCCAGCUCAUCGGCAGCGUCAGAAUCGUGUUCGCAAGCCCUUCCUCGACCAAAUGACGAUCGAGCCCCCUCGAGGCCCGUCUCAUCCACCCGAAAUCCUCCUGAGCCUUCCCAAUCCCGACAAAAAGCCGGGCCGUAACCCUACUGACCUCGAACCUGUGGACAGCUGGCACUUUGCAGUGGGCCCCAGCCAACUCGGACUGCGAGGCCCACGUCCUCAAGAAAUCCUCUGCCACCUGUCGGUCGAUCAUUAUAUCCAGCAGCCACUGAAGGUUAUCCGCCUGCCGGGCUAUAAGGCCCGCAGCCCGCGGAUCGUCACCUUCGGCGGCCCGCUGAGUAAAGAGACUCCUUGCUUAAGUCGUUUUGGGAGGAAUUCUCGCGGAGCAUCUUGGUCA